AUGGGUGGAAAUCAGCUUAGUAUGGCUUAUCUGAUGUUAGAACAAGCUCAAAAGGUAGAAUUCAAAUCUAAGGCUAAUUUGGACAUGAAUUUACUUUAUUUUUCAAAAAUAGUCCUGCAGUGUCUACUCACCUUUCUUAGCAAGCCCUUUUUCCAGCUUGUAAAAUUACGGAAACUUGGACUCAGUGAUAAUGAAAUUCAGCGGCUCCCUCCAGAAAUAGCAAACUUUAUGCAGCUGGUAGAACUUGAUUUAUCCCGAAAUGAAAUUGCUGAAAUUCCAGAAAGCAUCUCCUUUUGCAAAGCACUACAGAUAGCAGACUUCAGUGGGAACCCGCUGACCAGGUUGCCGGAAAGCUUUCCUGAAUUACAGAAUCUAACGUGUCUUUCUGUAAAUGACAUCUCACUGCAAGCACUACCUGAAAACAUUGGCAAUCUUUUUAACCUGGCUUCCUUGGAACUAAGAGAGAAUCUGCUGACAUACUUACCAGAAUCACUCACUCAGCUGCAGAGACUAGAAGAACUUGAUUUAGGAAACAAUGAACUUUAUAACUUGCCCGAAACAAUUGGUGCACUUCUCAAUCUUAAAGAUCUCUGGCUGGAUGGAAACCAGUUAGCUGAAAUCCCUCAGGAAAUAGGAAAUUUGAAAAACCUGCUAUGUCUGGAUGUGUCUGAAAAUAAAUUGGAAAGACUUCCUGAAGAGAUCAGUGGCCUGAUUUCCUUAACAGAUUUGCUCGUUUCUCAGAAUUUACUUGAGGUCCUACCUGAUGGUAUUGGACAUUUAAAGAAGCUGUCUAUCCUGAAAGUUAAUCAGAACAGACUUGUUCAGUUGACAGAAGCAAUAGGAGACUGUGAAAGCCUUACUGAACUUGUUUUAACAGAAAACCAGCUGCUGAAAUUGCCGAAGAGCAUCGGAAAACUAAAGAAGCUGAAUAAUUUGAAUGUUGACAGAAACAAAUUAAUGUCUUUGCCCAAAGAGAUUGGGGGGUGCUGCAGUCUUAAUGUCUUUUCUGUGCGUGACAACAGAUUAUCUCGAAUUCCCUCUGAGAUUUCACAAGCCACUGAACUGCACGUCCUGAAUGUAGCUGGAAACAGGCUGAUGCAUCUUCCUCUGUCACUGACUUCCUUAAAGCUGAAGGCUUUGUGGUUGUCUGAUAACCAGUCCCAGCCUUUGCUGAUGUUCCAGACUGACACGGACCCUGAAACUGGAGAGAAAAUUUUAACAUGUGUAUUACUUCCUCAAAUGCCUUCUGAGCCCAGCUGCCAAGAUAAUCUGCCCCGGUGUGGUGCAUUUGAGAGCUUGGUAAAUGAAAUGUCAGAUGAAACAUGGAAUGAGCGUGCAGUAAACAGAGUCAGUGCAAUCCGCUUUUUGGAAGAUGAAAAAGAUGAAGAGGAUAGUGAAAUGAGUACACUUCUAAGGCGAGCCACUCCACAUCCUGGAGAGUUAAAGAACAUGAAAAAGACAGUGGAGAAUUUACGGAAUGAUAUGAAUGCUGCUAAAGGACUGGAUUCAAACAAAAACGAGGUCAAUAAUGCCAUUGACAGAGUGACCACUUCUGUGUAGAGUCUCAUCUCCAGGUUUUACCUCCUGUGUCUUCCCCUGCUGUUGAAAUGUUCCUGUCGUCUUCUGGGACUUCAUUCAGCCCCCUUUGUUUUUAACCAAAACCUAUUCAUCAUCUCCUUGUAUGUGGAAGGUGCUGCUCACUGGAAGAAAGUGCCUUAUUUCAGCCAGGCAUUGAACCAAUAAUUUCCAAAUCAAUAUUGUACUUUUAAUAGUUAAAUUCGUUUUUAAUAGGGUACAAUACUGUAUACAUAGUGCUGUAUUUUUGUCUUACAUGUGGAGAAAUAUGAUUUUUCCUAAGUGCUGUGGUAUUUUCUUCCCAGUUGCUAGUUAUGCUGGUGAGAAAUACAGUUUUAUGUGGAAAAUGGAUACAUUUUUACUCUUCGGCAGCUCAGAUGGUGUACAUUUUAAAAUUUUGUAUAGAAGUUUCAUAACAAUAUGGUGUAUUUCAUUUUUAAAAAAGAAAUUUAUCUUAAUCGGUACAUAUUUUAGUAUUGUGGAAGAGAACAUGAGUUUCACGGACAGUUGUAUUCAUUUGUUGUUUAUAUUGCCCACUUGUGCCUUAAUGUGUCUUGUAUGUCAGACGAGUCUUAAAAGAAAACUGAAUCCUUGGGCAGAAGAAGAAGUUUUAAAUGGGGUGGCUGUCUGGAUGUGUUCAUUUCAAGCAGUAAUUAACAUUUGGAGUAUU
Messenger RNA from Pelodiscus sinensis (Chinese soft-shelled turtle), 2245 nucleotides. The record is from RefSeq and is a predicted model, not a curated record. NCBI's taxonomy places the organism in Eukaryota, Metazoa, Chordata, Testudines, Trionychidae.